This is a messenger RNA of Manduca sexta (tobacco hornworm), 3479 nucleotides long. Its product is annotated as cyclin-T. Lineage: Eukaryota; Metazoa; Arthropoda; Insecta; Lepidoptera; Sphingidae. Gene Ontology annotation, molecular function: cyclin-dependent protein serine/threonine kinase activator activity. Gene Ontology annotation, biological process: regulation of transcription by RNA polymerase II; positive regulation of DNA-templated transcription, elongation. The record is from RefSeq and is a predicted model, not a curated record. Gene Ontology annotation, cellular component: nucleus; cyclin/CDK positive transcription elongation factor complex.
CUCUCAACUAUGUAUAAACACGGCGAUAGUGUACAUGCACCGGUUCUACGCGUUCCACUCGUUCACUCAUUUCCACAGGAACGCUGUGGCCGCCGCGGCGCUGUUCCUCGCCGCAAAGGUGGAGGAACAGCCUCGCAAAUUAGAAUAUGUAAUAAAAGUUGCGCACGUGUGCCUCCACAGAGGUGAGGGCGCCAGUGCCCUCACAGCCGAACAGUACCAAGAACAGGCGCAGGACCUGGUAUUCAACGAGAAUGUACUGCUACAAACAUUAGGGUUCGAUGUAGCGAUCGACCACCCUCACACGCACGUUGUACGCACGUGUCACCUUGUUAAAGCACCCAAGGACCUAGCACAGACGUCGUAUUUCAUGGCGUCGAACAGUCUCCAUUUGACGACAAUGUGCCUACAGUACAGGCCGACGGUUGUCGCGUGUUUCUGCAUACAUUUGGCGUCGAAAUGGAGCAAUUGGGCGAUACCGCAGUCGAACGAGGGCCGCCACUGGUUCUACUACGUGGACCGGACGGUGACCAUGGAUCUGUUGGAGAAGUUGACCGGCGAGUUCCUGCUCAUCUUCGAGAAGUGCCCCUCCAGGCUGAAGAGGAAAAUGAUGAACGUCAAGGCUGCAGACGGCAGCUCCCCGGCGUCCGUGCCGCAUCCGUCCGGCUCCAACGCAGUAGCCAGCUCGCCGUUCGACAAGAAACACGCUCCGAACACUUCGGACGAGAUCGACAAGUCCUUUGAUAAAGAAUACGAGCGCGAAAGGCGACGUCAGCCAGCACCGGGCGGCUACGUGCCCGCCACCACUAGCGCGCCACCCAACCAACCACAACCACAGAAGAUCGAUUUUAACCUAUACAGGGAGAAAAGAGAUAGGGAAGAGCGCGAGAGGCGGGAGGAGCGAGCGAGACGGGAACAGAUGCAGCAACAGAGGCCGGGCGUGCCGCAGCAGAGGCCGAGUCAACCGCCACCGCACCACCAGCGGCCGAAUCAACACCAUCACAAAUCUCAUCAUCCGUGGCCUCCCCACAAGUCUCACCAUCAGAAGCCACCGCAUGACCAUCGCCACCACCGGCCUAUGCCCGGGCCCUCCACCUCCUCCACAUCCUCCACAUCCGUCCCGCAUCAGGAGAUUCCUCAGAGGACGCGGCCGCCGUCACUGUUCUCUCCUGAGAAUGCGACGACACCGUCCGCGGCGGCUGCGGCCGCUCCCAGGCGACCGCAACCUCCACCGCAACCACAGCCUCAGUCACUACCACAGCAACCGCCUCCCCAAGCGCAACCGCAACCACAGCCUCAACCUCAGCCGCAACACUCGCGACCGAAACCGGAGGCGCGACCAAACCCACCUCCCAUCAAAGCACGCAGACAGCAGAGGCCGCCGAGUCCGAGAAAGAGACCGGACCCGACGACUGCCAUCCGCGAGAUGCAACCUCCUGCCAUUCUGUCACCCUUCUCCUCUCCCCCGGCCGUGGAGCAGCCCAAGCAGAGGGUUAGGCAGCAGUCUAAUUCGGAACCUGAGCUGAUUCCGGUCGUUAAGAAGCUGGAUGAGACGCCUGGCUAUGAGAAUGUAAUUAAAGACUCACAAAGGGGCGUCAAAACUAAAGUUCCUGAACGGAAACCCGAGCAAGUGGCCAGAGCCUUGAAUGGCAUCGAGACCGACCCGACGUUGGUGUCAAAUCUGUUGAAGGAAAGUUUGGCUAAACCUGCGCCGAUUACGGUUCCAACGGAGAGAAAGUCACCUGUAGAAAUAAAGAAGGAGGUCAUAGAGCCGCCCGCUCCGCCCGCCCCCGUCGCGCCGCCUCCCGAACUUCCACAGCCAGUGGAUAUUCAAGGCGAUCACAAACAUAAGAAGGACAAAAAGAAAAAGGAGAAACACAAACAUAAGGACCGCGACAAGUCGAAGGAGGACAGAAAGAAACACAAGAAGGACAAGGACAAGGAGAAGAAAAAGGAGAGCCCGCCGACGGAGACCCAGGACGGCACGUUGCGCAUAACGAUCCCGCGGGAGAAGCUGUCGGCGACCAGUCCCGGGCUCAAGAUCAAGAUACCAAAGGAGCGGCUGGCCGCGCCGCCGCAGACCUCCGGGCUCAAGAUCAAGAUCCCCAAGGAGGUCUUGGAGACGUCGCGGAAGCGCGCCGCCGCGCCGGAGCCCGGCCCCGCGCACAAGCUGGCGCGCCACAACGGAGCUCCGCACAAGGUAGGCUGGCCCAUCCCGCCCCCCUACAGGCACCCGCCGCCGUACUACGUGCUGCAGCCGCCGCCGGUGUUCCUGCCGCCCAUGCUGGAGCAGUUCUACUACGGCGGCGACGGCUACAUGUACGCGCCGCACGUGCCGCCGCACGUGGCGCACGCGCCGCCGCGCCGCCGCCCGCCGCCGCCGCGCCCGCCGCCGCCGCCGCUGCCCGCCAUGCCGCCGCCGCCCGUGCCGCCGCCGCCGCCCGAGUGACGCUGCGCCGCCCGCGCCCCCGCGCACCCGCGCCCAGGUCACAAAACACACGGCUAGUGGUAUACGGUAAAUCAUGUGCCAAUCGAUGUAUAUGCGAGUAUGUUAUCACUUCAAAUACAAUAGUUUAAUGUUAAAAUAUGGUUGAUAAUGACUUUGUAUCACAUGGUUUGCCGGCGACACACAGCCGAUAUAUUCAUUUACGUGAUAUCCAACGAAAGGUUAGUUGUAAAUAUAUAGACUCAUAUUAUAUUGUAGUCAUGCCUCGUUAAGCUAGUAUUACUCUGGCAGCAUAAAAAUAGUUCAAAAAUUCUUUAACUUAGCGUUACAUAUCUUUUAUCAUGAGACUGAAUUCAGUUAACAGUAAUUAAGCAAGUUUGAAUGUGUACCUUCAUUUUUGUGUUCAAUCUUUAGUCCCUUCGGGGUAUCCCCGCUAUUUUGUAUCAAGUCAUAAAAAAUAAUAUAAAAAUAUUUAUCACUUCUCAUUAUAUUAUGUCACGGAUUGGACGUGCCGUUAGAGUUUAUAAGGAAAAAGAUCAUUUUGUAAACGUAUAUGAUUUUCGUCAAAAUAAUGCGAAAAGUUUAUUUUUUUAAACAUAUUUAUUGAUUGUACAAAUUAAUCUGUUGUGUUUAAACAGAGCUCUGUCAAAAUGUUAGCUUUGCUAUCAAUAUUUACAUAAAAAUAUAUUUACAUAAAAUAUAGUAGUUUUGAGAUAUAUUUAUGAAAUUCUCAUGUAUACAGGAUGUUCCGAAGAUUGUGUACAUUUAAAAAGUAUUCCCUUUUCUAAUACUCAAGACAUUAUUCUCUUUAAAAUAUAUUGGCUCUACAAAAAAUAUUUCAUCUUUAAAUAUCGAUAUCGAUUUAAUAUAUUACGCUUUUUGUAUAAACUGUAUGUUAACGUUUAUUGUUUAUGGUCAUUUUUGUCAAUGUCUAUGGGGACUUUUUAGUAAAUAUACGACAGAAAUAUAAAUAGGAAUCCAUUUUUGAGCAUGAAACUGUCUUAUCUCAACUACGCAAGGCUUAAAAUUGAUCAAC